UCACACCUCGGGUGCUCUUUGCCGCCAUGGCAGCUCGCAAUCCGGGUCCGUUUCUACAACAGACACCAGUUGGCUUUCCAUCCUACUGCCGCCACAUCACCAGGGACUGGAUGUCAAGAAAAGCUUUCGAGAAAAGCGAGGUCAACGGUCGUGUGUACAAGGCAAUUUACGAGAACAUGGGAGUGAGAGGAAGCAUUCCUGUCAAUAAGUACGUUGGCCGAAAUCGCAUUCAUUUGCGUGGAAUCACUGAAGGAUUUGCCAGGGGAAAUAAGAGGUGGACGCACAUGAACAAGCAUGGCUUCAUGAUGACCUAUCGAGAAGGAUGGCUUAUCAAGUAUGGCUAUGAUCCAGAUCGUUAUCACUGAGUCAGAGCUUUGAAGACCUCUGACAGUGUCACACAUGCAACCAUGCCAAAUUGACCAAUG
Molecule: messenger RNA, 425 nt
Organism: Cladocopium goreaui
Lineage: Eukaryota; Dinophyceae; Suessiales; Symbiodiniaceae
Source: the annotation of a GenBank genome assembly